CAGCCAUCCUCGCAUCAAUCGAUACUCACAUCGAGCCCUUCCUUCGAUUCCCCUGUGUAGAGCUCCUCGUCGCCCCUCUGACACGUCCCACAUCCCCCCCUCAAAGAGGCCCACAAUAAUGGUCCUCCCAGUCGCCUCUGGCUCCGGCACCGGCACCGGCGGCACAGGCGCCAACGGGGACAAAGAUAAAGACGAGCAACAGCUAAGCACCGCGGACCGCAUCGAAGAGCUCACAUCGCCCACUGCCCUUCGCAAGCUGGUCCUCAGCUAUCUCCUCCACCAUUGCUACAUCGACACUGCCCACGCAUUUGCCAGAGAUGGAGCUUCCACCCCCUCUGCGUCGAAUGAUGGGCUCCUCGCGGAACUGGAACAGGAGCGAGAGACGGCUAGAGGAGAGGCUGCAGCGGCUACCCCCGUGCCCAGUUUAGGGUACAGCAACGCUCCCCUUGGUGGUUCCACUGGCGGUAGCACACCUAGAGCAGGAGGCAGCAGUUCAGGCUCGAGGGGUACACACCCGCUCUCGGCUCCUCCGCUCUCGAGGCAAGACUCAUCGAUGGAGGUGGAGGGCGAUCACCUCCUCGCCUCCGCAUCAUCCUCUUCGACGUACAAUGUUCGAAGUGGUGCAAGUGGGACCAUACCUGGAGGCCCUGGUCCGAUUGACGAAGAUGCCGAGAUGGGAGAGGCAGGCAUUCACGAUGGAGAGGAAGAUGGUGGGAGUGCCACCUACGAUGGCACCAAUGGCAAUGGAGCUACUCACAGCGGGGAACUCGGAUCUGAGCUCUCCGACGAAGACCUACAGAGCGUACGCUUGAGGCAAGAGAUCCGCGAUCAUAUCCUGGCCGGUCGGAUACGUCACGCUACCGAAGUUCUCAACACCCACUUCCCCACAGUCCUCAAUGCUGAAGAACGACCCACCUACGCACGUAGCAAGCCAAGCAAGGCAAAUGGGUCUAUCUGGAGCCUGCCUUCGGGUCCCACUUCCCUCGAGCCAGAACAUCUCGCUCUCAACCUCCAGAUCCAAGCAUUCAUCGAGUCGGUGCGGUCGGCGAAUACACCGAGCAACGGCGUGGGAAGUAUGAUGCUCUCGCACUCUUCGCUGACGAGCAACGGUCACAGCAGCAGCGCGACAGCGUCCAAGGAUGCUGGUCUACGAGCUUCCUCACCAGCUCCUCACAACAUGGCCCAGUCCGCACCAGGUAUCGCUGCCGCAACCAUCUCCCGCUCUUCUUCUCCCGCGCCGUCCUCCGUAUCGUCCGCCUCCUCAUCAGCUUCCCACCCUUCGGGAGGGAUGCCCACUGCUCUGCAGUCUGCUCUAGGCAAUGCCCAGCUCCUGUACGCUUCUGUCCAGCGGCUGAGGAAUGGACCUUAUAAGGAGCUCUACAAGAAGGAGCUGGAGUCUGUCACUGCUAUCCUGGCUUAUAAGGAUUUGGAGAGGAGCCCACUGAAGAAGUACCUAGAUGUCAAGAGGAGAAAGUCCUUGGCGGAUCAGAUCAAUAGCGCCAUCAUGUUCCGGACAGGUCGCCCCUCUCAACCACUCAUCGAAUCUGCCGUGCGUCAAACGACUUUUGUCUGGUCUCAGCUACACAACGAGCACGUCGCCAUCCCACAGGAUCAUCCUGCCUACCAGAAGGGAGCUAGACCCAGCGGCAGCAACGGGAGCAACAACGGCGGCGGCGCUGGCGGUGGUGCUGGUCCGAUUUCUGGUUUCGGAUUGGGACGAGGGGAAGAGGCUUGGAUGCAGGAUAGUGGGGCAGACAAAAAGGGGAAGACAAAGGUGCCAUCAACAUUCUACCUCCCUGCCUUUCUGGCCGAGAGGUGAGAUGGAGUCUGCACUAGUCAGCUAGUAGCGACCGCGAAGAGGUCGUUUAUCCCCCUUUGGCUUUCACCCUGUACAAUCGUCCCUUUCCAUUUGCGCAUCAAGGCUCACUUUCCCUCCCUCUUUCUCCUCUAUUCGUGCUCGUGUACCAAGAACCACCAUCACUCUGGUCCUCAAUCGGCCAAGGCUCGCACAUACAUACAUGCAUACAUACACAGACGUAAAUAUAAACAGAUGGGGACUAUGACUGAAGAUGCUACAUGAGAAGAACCAAA
Molecule: messenger RNA, 2091 nt
Organism: Microstroma glucosiphilum
Lineage: Eukaryota; Fungi; Basidiomycota; Exobasidiomycetes; Microstromatales; Microstromataceae
Exons: 4
Coding region: 119-1819 (566 amino acids)
Biological process (GO): proteasome-mediated ubiquitin-dependent protein catabolic process
Cellular component (GO): cytoplasm; nucleus
Molecular function (GO): protein binding
Source: RefSeq, a predicted model, not a curated record